This is a messenger RNA of Ipomoea nil (Japanese morning glory), 1479 nucleotides long. RefSeq lists its product as uncharacterized. Gene Ontology annotation, molecular function: nucleic acid binding; RNA-DNA hybrid ribonuclease activity. Gene Ontology annotation, biological process: DNA integration. The coding region runs from base 1 to 1479 and encodes 492 amino acids. Lineage: Eukaryota; Viridiplantae; Streptophyta; Magnoliopsida; Solanales; Convolvulaceae. The record is from RefSeq and is a predicted model, not a curated record. The transcript has a single exon.
AUGGAGAAGAUCGUGUAUGCCUUGGUAGUCACCGUGCGUAAGUUAGCACCUUACUUCCAAGCUCAUACCGUCCGAGUCCUGACGGAUCAACCACUCGGGAGUGUGCUGCGGAACCCCCUGUCCUCCGGCCGAUUGGUAAAAUGGGCCGUCGAGUUGACUCAGUACGGGAUCGAGUACCAACUCAGGCCCUCCAUCAAAGGCCAAGCUUUGGCCGACAUUCUGGUCGAGUGUACCGCGGGUGAGGAAGAGAAGGAGCGCGCCUCGGAAAGCCAUCUGGGCGAGUGGUGGGAGAUGCACGCGGAUGGAGCAUCAAGUCGACAGCACUGCGGAGGCGGUGUCAUGCUUAUCUCUCCGGAGGGAUUUCGGCUGUAUUAUGCCCUGAGGUACCUGUUCUCUACAUCAAAUAACGAGGCCGAAUACGAAGCAGUAUUGAACGGCCUCCGUCUCGCCAAAGAUCUAGGAGUCGAACGGCUGCGAAUCAAAACCGACUCCCGACUGGUGGUCGGACAGAUUUCGGGGACGUGCGAAGCUAAGAACGCGAGAAUGGCGUUAUACAAAGAAUGUGCCACCAAGAUGUUGAAAGGGCUUGAAGCCUAUGAGAUAGAAUACAUAUCCCGGGCGGACAAUGUAGAGGCUGAUAUCUUGUCCAAAAUCGCCCUGGAAGGGGUGCCGGAUCACUUAAUAAGGAUCUGCCAAAAGGAGGAACUAAGUCGGCCGAGCAUCGAAGAGGCACCGUUGGCGGUCCAACAAGUGAACGUCGAGGAGUGGGACCGAGAGAAAAACCCUGAGAUGUUUUGGAUAGAAGAUAUCCGGCGGUUUAAGGAAACGGGCGAGUUGCCAACCGACCCAGCAGUCGCCGCAAGGGUUCGACGAAAAGCACCCUCCUUCCGAAUCAUCGACGGACAUCUGUACAAACAGUUGUUUGGAGGGCCCUUGUUGAAAUGCCUACUUAGGCCUGAGGCCGAGAAGGUGAUGGAUGAAGCCCAUAGAGGCAUCUGUGCCGCGCACCAGGGUGCCCACACGCUCGCCCGAAAGUUGGUCGUGCAAAGGUAUUAUUGGCCGACCAUGAUGCGAGACUGUAUUGAACGAAUGUCUAAAUGCGGCGUUUGCCAGGCAUUCGCCAGGAAAGACACUCGGCCGGCCACCUUCUAUACACCGGUCACCACUGCUAUUCCUUUCGCCAAGUGGGGAAUAGACUUAUUGGGGCCCCUACCCGUCGCCCCGGGAGGAUUGAAGUUUUGCGUCGUAGCCAUCGACUACUUCACCAAAUGGGUUGAGGCGGAACCUCUGGCUAACAUCACCGAGUACCAGUGUCGCCGCUUUCUGUGGAAAAGGGUGAUCUGUCGCUUCGGCCUGCCCGAACACAUCGUCAGCGAUAACGGGCGACAGUUUGACUGUCAGGCAUUCGCCGAUUUCUGUAGCCGACACGGUAUCAAGCAUACCAAGGUGUCGGUAGCCUACCCCCAAGCCAAUGGGUAG